AGCGUAGCGCGGCGCGGCCAGACCCCCGGCCACAAUGGCCACCGACGAGCUGGCCACCAAGCUGAACCGGAGGCUGCAGAUCGAGGACGGCGGCGAGGGCUCUGAUCACGAGCAGGGGCAGGAACAGUUGCCUCAGCCCGGGCUCAAUGGGGCCGCGGCCGGGGCAGGGCCCGGGGCGCCCGACGAGUCCGGGGACCCGCUGGCCAGCGCGGACUGCGAGCUCAGCGCCAAGCUGCAGCGGCGCGCAGACCUCAACCAGGGCAUCGGCGAGCCCAUGUCCCCCAGCCGCAGGGUCUUCAACCCCUACACCGAAUUCAAGGAGUUCUCCAGGAAGCAGAUCAAGGACAUGGAGAAGAUGUUUAAGCAGUAUGACGCUGGCCGAGAUGGCUUCAUAGACCUGAUGGAACUGAAGCUCAUGAUGGAGAAACUCGAGGCUCCUCAGACACACCUGGGUCUGAAAAACAUGAUUAAAGAAGUAGAUGAAGAUCUUGACAACAAACUGAGCUUCCGGGAGUUCCUCCUGAUUUUCCGGAAGUCCGCAGCAGGGGAGCUGCAGGAAGACAGCGGACUUCAUGUUCUGGCCCAGCGCUCUGAAAUCGAUGUCUCCACGGAAGGUGUUAAAGGGGCCAAGAACUUUUUUGAGGCCAAAGUCCAAGCAAUCAAUGUCUCCAGUAAGUUCGAGGAGGAGAUUAAGGCUGAGCAGGAGGAACGGAAACGACAGGCCGAGGAGCAGAAACAGAGAAAAGCCGCCUUCAAGGAGCUCCAGUCGGCCUUCAAGCAGUGAGCGGACAAGGGGCAGGGUGGGGCCUGGCCACCCCCUCCAUGCCCCUGCCCUUCUGGAGGCUCCAAGGAAUGCUCUCAAGGAUAGGCCAAGUAGCUCAUGGUUGAAUGGACCAAUUCAAAGAGCUGUUGCCUGUGAAUGAUGAGCCCACCUGGGCCUCAACCGAGCCUCCCAAGUCCUGCCUGUUAGCUCUUCCCGUGCUCCCUUAACAGAUAUAGCCAUUACCACCGGCAUCCUCACCUCUGAGCUCUGCUCACUCCAGGAAUCCCCCUUCGGAUGCUAGUCCUGCCUUCCUAUCUCCUAGGCCCUCAGGACUCCCCUGCAGCUCCCAGUGCAUGGACUUCACCAGCCAUCAAACAAUCCCUUAAGAACACACCUUUUUAGACCAAAUGUAGGCACAGACCUCCUUCCCCUUCUCCCUUUUCUCCUACCCCCUUUCUUCCUUCUCCUUUGCCCUCAUCUUGCUAUUCCUUCUCCAACCCCUGCCAAUUCUGCCAGCCCCACAUGGACCCUCAGGGUUCAGAAAGAUCAUCAGCCCUCUGCUCUGGAGCCAGUUACCAUCUCUUAUAAUGUAAGAAAGGAGAAAACACUUAGCAACCAUUCACCAAGAGGUCAGAGAGCUAUGGGGCAGCCUAGAUAGAUGGAACAUAAAAUGAGUGCUCUAGAGCUGAAAAGAACUUCAACAUCUAGUCAGCCCCCCUCAUUUUACAGAUGAGGAAACUGAGGCCCAGGGAAACCUGUCCCUUGCCCAAGGUCUCCCCAACGUUUCUUACAAAGGCUCCAUUCCUUGCCCCCAGAUUUGGCAAAACAGCCUUGAAGCCCCAUGAUGGUGGUUCAAACCAUGGUGAGAACUUUCUGAAGUUAUAGGCACCAAGCAUCCCAGGCCCUGAGAUCUAACUCCUUGUAUCCAGCCUGGGUUGAGGAAGGUAGGGGAGCAGCUAUCAAUCUACCUCAUUGGGUCCACUUUCUGCCAGAAAGCCAUCUUAUGGGAUGUCUAAGGGCACAGGUGGGCUCAGUGGAGCAGAAAUACCCAGCUCCUAAGGGUCUCAGUGGGGCACAAGAAUCCUGGAAGGCUUAUUAAUAAACAAAUCAGGGGAAGUUAUGGACUGGGGUGAGGGAAAUUGGGGGAGGGGGGAUUGAGACCAGGAGGAAUGGACCAGUCCCCAAAGAAGGGAGAAGAAAAAUAGAAAUACCGCGAUUCUCCAGGCAGCAUCCAAAAAGUGCUUUUAGGUGUAUUUGCAUGCACUGUGACAUUGACGAGCCAAAGGGUCUGCUUCAGCCCCUGGGUUCUGCCCUUUCUCCUUUCACAGUUCAGACCCCCAUCCAGUCAAUCGUCUGUCCCUCCAUUCACACAAACAUGUGGUGCAGUGUCCAACUGGGCAUUAUUCACCGUCUUGCCAGGUUGAUUUUGGUGAUAGUCUCAUUGUGUGUGCCAGGCUAGGGAAGCAUGAGAACCUCGGGCCUGGCUCCUCUGUGAUUCCCCCCAGACCUCAUGGCCUGAGCGACAACCAGUGGUGGCCUUGUUUCCUGAGAUGAUGUUGUGUUUUCUGUCAAUGUGAUUUCUUAACGCUGUGACCAGUCGUCAGUCGCCCAGCCAAAACAGACAAACCAGCCCACUAUGCCACUGAAAUUAUGCAACCUCUCUGUGUCUCUCAUGAUAAUGUCACUGCUUUCUAGACUCAAUACCCUUUAUUUUAGUAACUCUCAGAAGAUCAUACAAAGCUCACUGUUGAACUUUCAGAGGUUUUAUUUUGGUAUAAAUAAUCUGCAGAAAUCGGAGAUACUAAUGAAGCAGGAAUCGGGAUCCCCGGUCGUGUUUCCUUAGUAGAUGUCUUUGUACAGAUGACUAUAAAAUAAUUUUUUUUUUUUUGCUUUUGGGUUUGUUCUCCCCUUAAAAAAAAAAAAACUACUUCA
Vombatus ursinus (common wombat) is the source of this 2695-nucleotide messenger RNA. RefSeq names its product EF-hand domain family member D2 (gene EFHD2). The transcript is spliced from 4 exons. Lineage: Eukaryota; Metazoa; Chordata; Mammalia; Diprotodontia; Vombatidae. The coding region runs from base 35 to 784 and encodes 249 amino acids. The record is from RefSeq and is a predicted model, not a curated record. Gene Ontology annotation, molecular function: calcium ion binding.